CAACAAGUUAGUUCCAGUGCAAAUAUGACGUCUCUCACAUAAUGGAGCAACUUUCAUCUCAACAAACAUCCGCAGAAAAGGACUUUUGGCUGCUGUGCCUCCCCUGAGGACCUCUGCCGAGAUUCAAACACUGAACUUCAGAACUAUGAGUCAGACGUGGCAACCGCAACUCCCUAUUGAAUAUGUCUACCUUUGAAAUGUCUUUUCUUCCAUCCUCUGCAUGAUUCCUACUUCUUGUCCCAGUGGACAGCCGCCCGUGAGCUACCGUGAAUCCAUAAUAACUCAGCCCACAUGGUAAGAUGGCAAGAAAUUAAAAGGACAUGGUGUUCCGCGUCUGCCGGCCUGCAGAAGAGUUUGAUGGUGAUGGCCACGCUGGCGGUCGUGGUCACGUGUGGAAAAGGAGCGGGGAAGCCGACUGAAUGCUGCAAGAAGGUCAGCAGCAAGAAGAUCACGGAGGAAGUGUUUGCAUUCAGAGUGGAAGUACCUCAAUUGCCAUGCCUGCCAGCCAUCAUCUUCUACACCAAAGAUGGCUACCAUUGCGCUCAAAUCCGCGCUCCAUGGGUCCUCGAGAAGACUGCUGCUAUUCGAAGGGCGGCCGUUGCUCGGGCUUUGACCACAAGCUCGCCAUCCGAAAGGUCGCUGCCGUACAGCCUCACCUCCUAGGUCUCCGCUUCUUCAUCGUGAUCAUCCUCCUCUUCGUCAUCUGAAGAAGAUGAGCAUAAAGCCUGUUUGGAGGAUGAAGACUUUAGUCUCUUACAAUUAUUUAUUCAUUCUAAUUUAAUCAAGCAUUAGUCUGUAUUUAUUAGCUAAAUGUUUCACCUGUAACUUAUUUUUUUAUGAUAGAAAACCUCCAGCGGUCUUCGGGUCAAAAUGACCUGGGGCUGUACAUGUGUGGAUGUGAGUAAAUUGUUGGAACUUUAACGCAAAGACUGAAUAAACUUCCUGUAAAUUGACUUUACAUGCAGUUUUAUUUUCACAUUAAAACAAUGAAAUUGUCUUUAACACUAUUUUUUUAAUCUGCAUUAUAACCUGAUGCAAUAAAUUACCUCAGCUUUUAUAAAAUAAAUUUAAAAAACUAAAUUGAGCAGGAUAUUUUUAUCAGU
Phycodurus eques (leafy seadragon) is the source of this 1103-nucleotide messenger RNA. RefSeq names its product C-C motif chemokine 4-like. Lineage: Eukaryota; Metazoa; Chordata; Actinopteri; Syngnathiformes; Syngnathidae. Gene Ontology annotation, cellular component: extracellular region. Gene Ontology annotation, biological process: immune response. Gene Ontology annotation, molecular function: chemokine activity. The transcript is spliced from 6 exons. The coding region runs from base 292 to 663 and encodes 123 amino acids. The record is from RefSeq and is a predicted model, not a curated record.